UCUCAUGUUGAAGGACGUCUGUGCUGUAGUAACCCCCCACAUUGACAGUGAGAGGCAGGAGGGAGAGAAGAAGAGUGUGUGUGUGAGAGAGAGACAGAUCCUGAGAGAAGGAAGGAUAGAGAGACUAGAAAAGAGAGACAGUGAAAGAGUAAGGGAUACAGGACGUGUCCGUAAGACAGGUCAGAUAGAGAGUGAGUGACAAAGACAGACAGAUAGAGUGAGAGAGAGAGAGAGAGAGAGUGAUAGAUAGCGUGACACAGAGAGUGAUAGAUAGAGAAAGAGAGAGACCUGUGUCCUUGCCGUGUAUCUUAAAGGCCCUUUGGAGUCCCCUGUGGGAAAACGUGCUGGUCAAGGCAUCGACAUGGCAACCAAGGUGGUAACGUAUCGCAGCCAGGAGGAGCAGACGUCUCAGAUGGCUCAGAGCAUGGCGCUCACUUCGCAGAUCAAAAGGAAGAAGUUCACCUCCAGUGAUGAAGAGGCCUCCUACAGUGCCUUCUAUCCCAUCAUACCUGGCGACGUGAUGUCCGUCAAGGAGAUCCUGACCACCCCCAAGUUCCCCCGCCACCGGACCUGGGAUGCGCUGAAGGACACGAUGGAUGCAGACCUGGUUCGGGAGAGGGAGAAGUGGACCCUGUUCGGCAACGAGGCCGAGAAGGUGGAGGUCGACGUUAUACGGAACCAGCAGCUAAUCCGAACGCGAAUGGACCGCAUGUCUCUACGCCAGGAGCUGCACGAGAAGAAGAUGGUCCACAUGAAGUACCUGGACGACCUGAGCAAGAAGACUCCUGACUUCCCCAUCCCGCUGCGCCCCCACACCGUGUGGGAGGGCAUGGGGGUGAAACUCUCCUGCACCGUUCAAGGCUCGCCCGCCCCCAAGGUCACCUGGUACAAAGACGGGAUCACUCUGAAUGUAUCCCACCAGCCCUGGAGAUACCACCUGGUCCAAACAUUUGGCCUCAACACUUUGGAGAUCAGGAGAUGCUGUUCUGAGGAUGCUGGAGAAUAUAAGGUGGUGGCAAAGAGCUCCUUGGGAGAAGCUACCACCUUCGCUACUCUCCAUGUAAACGCCUAUGAAGGAUUGCAGUCUGGACUGGAGAUUACGCAGAUCCCAGCUCUGGUUCUGGAGCAGGAGGCACUGUUUGGGUCGACCUUUGCCCCGACCUUCGUGAAGGAAGGGGAGACUCUCACUCUGCGCUGCAGCUUCACUGAGCCACUGCUGCCCUUCCAACAAGAUGUGACCUGGUUCAGAGACGGUGAGGCUUGGCCUGUGUGUGUGUGUAUGUGUGUGUGUGUGUGUGUGUGUUUGUGUAGGGUGUGUGUGUAUGUGUGUCGUCUGGAGGUGCAGACAGCCCUCCGCUCCAGCUCUCUCUCUCUGAGGACCAUCCAGAAGGAGCAUGAGGGCCUGUACAAAGUCCGCCUGCGCACCUGGGAAAGUUACACCGAACACAGCGCCUACAUCUAUGUCCGAGGUCAGAGCUGA
This is a messenger RNA of Clupea harengus (Atlantic herring), 1480 nucleotides long. RefSeq names its product myomesin-3-like (gene myom3). Gene Ontology annotation, molecular function: protein binding. The transcript is spliced from 10 exons. The record is from RefSeq and is a predicted model, not a curated record. Gene Ontology annotation, cellular component: M band. The coding region runs from base 362 to 1480 and encodes 372 amino acids. NCBI's taxonomy places the organism in Eukaryota, Metazoa, Chordata, Actinopteri, Clupeiformes, Clupeidae. Gene Ontology annotation, biological process: sarcomere organization.